AAAGAAUCCGGGGAGCGGGACGCUCGUGGAGGCUCGUAUAUCGGGCGGACGAGAAGAUGCUAUGGUCGCGACCCUAGCUGCAGGUGACGUGUGGAACCUUGACCGGGGAAGUAUGACGCUAGGUGACGCAGACUUGCAGUACGAGGAGGGCGGAGAAGACGACCUUGCCCUCCUGAUUCGAAAAGGAGCAUACUGAGCAUAACGGCGCUCCCGGCUUAUGCAAGAGCUAUAGCGAUUAUUCUUGGACGAUGUCAUUGGCCACCGUGACGUCAUCUCAAGCUCCCAACUGAUAUAACCAGGGCUCUUAUUCAGUACUUCGUCCCAGAAACACUGUACACAUGCCAUGGCCUCUUCGAUCCUGACGCCGCUCUCUUCUCUCGCAGUCAGCAAACAUUUUGUCCCGAGAUUUAAUCGUGUACCAAAUUCUUCCGCUACUUCGAAGCCGUUGUUGGUAUAUCAUACCGUCUUCUCCCCGUCCGCCACCAAGUCGUCUAUUACCGCCCAUCUCUCCAAAAUUAACGUUAUCGAGCCUCACUGGACAUAUUCCAUGUAUCCGACCUCCCACUUCCAUUCGAACACGCACGAGGUAUUGAUCAUCCUCAAAGGCUCUGCUAAACUACUCUUCGGCGGUGAAGAGAACCUCGACAGAGUCGAAGCAGAUGUUACAAAAGGCGACGCGAUCGUGCUCCCAGCCGGAAUGGCCCACAGACUUCUCCAGGAUAAAAGUGGCGACUUCCAGAUGUUGGGCUGCUACCCGGUGGGCGCGGAUCAGUGGGACAUGUGCUAUGGAAAGGAAGGGGAAGGCGACGUCGAAGGACGCAUCAGAAAGCUGCGGUGGUUCGAAAAAGACCCUAUCUAUGGGUCUGAGGGGCCAGUAUUGGAAGUCUGAUCAGGGAGACUGUACAUGUUGAUCUAAUUCAUCUGUACAAGGACAUGACGCGCCUGCCGAGCUGCGAACGAACGACGGAUUUCUUACACCUGCAUCGAAGCUCUUGUGCCCGAGGUCGUUAGGAAUUACUCUUAAGGCUGCGGUCGCG
Molecule: messenger RNA, 1037 nt
Organism: Gloeophyllum trabeum ATCC 11539
Lineage: Eukaryota; Fungi; Basidiomycota; Agaricomycetes; Gloeophyllales; Gloeophyllaceae
Product: cupin domain-containing protein
Exons: 1
Coding region: 344-889 (181 amino acids)
Source: RefSeq, a predicted model, not a curated record